Molecule: messenger RNA, 993 nt
Organism: Sporisorium graminicola
Lineage: Eukaryota; Fungi; Basidiomycota; Ustilaginomycetes; Ustilaginales; Ustilaginaceae
Exons: 3
Coding region: 1-993 (330 amino acids)
Biological process (GO): carbohydrate metabolic process
Molecular function (GO): cellulase activity
Source: RefSeq, a predicted model, not a curated record
AUGGCCGUCAAGAUCAGCAUCGGCCUCUUGGCCCUCUCUCUCACCCUCUCGCUCGUCCACCUCGAGGGUGCCAGCGCCGGAAUGGCCACUAGAUACUGGGAUUGCUGCCGUGCCAGUGCAAGUUGGAUGUACAAGGCUCCGGUCUACGCUCCUGUUGACGUCUGCAAGGCGGAUGGCGUGACUCUCAUUGAUCCCAAGACCGCCAAUUCGGGAGGAAGAGGACACCGAUUGUGCUUCUACGCCGAGUUUGCCCACGAUGCACAGGGCAAAUCUAUGAAGAGGAACAAGCUCAUCUUCCAGGUGACCAAUGUCGGAGGUGAUGUACAGAGCCAGAACUUCGACUUUCAGAUCCCCGGUGGUGGACUGGGUGCCUUUAUUCAGGGCUGUCCAAAGCAGUGGGGCGACAAGGCCUCCGACUGGGGCGAGACGUACGGCGGCGUCAAGUCGUCUUCGCAGUGCGCUAACCUGCCGGAGACGCUCCAGGAGGGAUGCAAGUGGCGCUUCUCCAACUGGGGAGACAACCCCGUCAUGAAAGGCUCUCCCAAGCGCGUCAGGUGCCCCAAGAGCCUCAUCGACCGCUCGGGUUGCCAGCGAAAGGACGACAACACCAUCAGCCCUUUCUCGGGCAAGGUCGACAGCGGCAACACGGCUGCUCCCGCUAAGUACAAGCGCGAUCGAAGCGUCUGCCUGGCUGGUGGUAGCAAGAAGGGCUCCAGUGCUGAUGCUGAGAGUGAAGUUGGUACCGGUGUUGGUACCGUUGCCGGUGCUGGUGCUGCUGAUGGCUCCGCUGUUACUUCGGCUGAUGGCUCCAGUGAUGGUUCCAAGGAUAAUGCCGAGGAUGAUUCUAAGGACGCGGUUCAAGAAGGCUCUCAGGGCGGGAGCGUCAUUUCUCUUGCCCCCAGUGCUGACGGCCAGGGCGAUGGAUCGGCUCCAGAAGACUACCAGCCCACCGUCCCCAAGAAGCACAAUGUCUGCCGCAACAAGAAGCACUGA